UUACCUCCUUUUUUCCGUCUAUUUUCUUAAUUUUAGCGUUUUUCAGUUUUAUUUAAUUUAUUAUUUGAAUUGAUUAGUCAGAUAACUACUUGAUGCUCUCAGGAAACAAUAUUCAUAGUUUAUUUCAUUAAGUUUGAUGUUUUAUUGAACUUAAAACGAUGCUAGAGCUCAUUUUGUUGUGCAGAAUGUUCAAAAUAUCCAUUUAUUGGAAUAAUAUAUGGCUAACAGUAUGGGAUUAACAAUGAAAUGGAAGAAAUAAUGCCAUGUAUGUGUACCACUAAAGAAUAUAAAUUUGGUAAGCUUUUGUUUAUUUUUAAAGGCCUAGUUUUCAGAAGCUUCCUCACUGAUGUUGAGUUCGUUUUUAUAGAAGGCUGAUAAUGAAAAGCUAUUGACAAUGCAUAAAAGAAAACAUGAUAUGAUCCUGUCUUUAAAUAAAACAAAUCCUUGUUCAUCUGAUGAAACUCCUACACCAACCAGGUUCAUAAGGAACUGUGAAGCGAUUGGCCUCUUCCAAGACUUACAAAAUGUCAAUCCUUUCGAUGAAACUUUCAGACAAGCAACAGAGGCAGUUAAGAAAGGCGAAUGUUUAAAAGUUCCGACAGUCCCUUCUCUUGGUAAACCUGCUGGUGAAGAUCUACAUACUCCUCAUAUAUAUUUAAAGGAUGAUGGACAUUCAUCAGAUGAGAAAGUUUGUGAAUACGAGAUGGAAAAAGCUUCCCCAUCUGAAAUUAGUUCUCCAAUAAAGACGCCAUUUUCAGCAUCAGCAGGCACAAUGAUCAAGGAAAAUAAAAUUGACUAUAAACCAGCAAAUGAUGAUGUUCAUCUUUUUGUUAAAAUGGCCAAUGGUGCUUUAGUACAAAUAACUUCAUCGCCAAAUAAUUUUGAAAUUCUUAAAUCUAGUGUUCUUACAAAUGGAUCUAUAAGCAUUGCUACCCCUGUUGUACAAAACAUAACUUAUACUCCGGCUGAACCUCCUCCUCCUCCUGAACCUCUUCCAGAUAUCAACAGUAGUGCCGCUGUGAAAAAGAAACUGAAAGAAGCAUUGUUGAAAACUCCAAAACCAAAAACAAUUUCAAAUCCUGAGCAUUGUAUCAUUCAAGAUUCCAAGGUUAACCAUCAGUCUAGAAAGGAAAAACAAGUUCCUUUAACGAUUCCAGAGGACCCAGAAACAGAUAGGAAAAGAAAGAGUCUGGAACGAAAUAGGAUUGCUGCAAUGAAAUGUCGUGAAAAGAGGAAAAAAUGGGUAACUGAUUUAAGAGAAAAAUAUGAAAAAAUGUGUUAUACCAACCAAGCACUUGCUAAGGAAGUUGUAUUUCUUAGGAAGGAAGUAGCUAGGUUGAAGGGGCUACUCAUUUCAAGAACUCCAAUUUGUUUAGAAGAUAUAUCGCCAACUACAACCACAGUAAAUUUAAUCUCCCCAUCAUCAUCACCAAAGAGACCCUCUUCGAGUCCAGAUUUGGACAGCACAGGAAUAACCAGCUCUUUAAAAGGCCCUAGGGAAGGCUUACGUUUAGAUAUAGAAGGAGCAUCGAGAAAUGCAGUAAUGGAUUUAGAUUCACCGUUAGUUAGGAAAGAUGAAAUUUUGUCAUCAGUUGCACCUCCUACCACUCCAAACGAAAGGCUUAUUUCCUUCACGGAACUAGAUCGUGACACAGAAGUGGUUGAAGUUGCUGAGGAAAGAGCGGCUACAACUGUUAUUCAGAUUAAUCCUAAUGCCCUUGCCAAAAAUUCUUUAGUUUUUAGCUGACAACAUGGUUUACUAAUGAAUAAAUAUUUUGGAAUAAGAGGGCGCAAAUGUUUUGUUGAAGGAACAAUUGUCCAACAGCGGUUAGCAAAAACUCUACACCCAGGAAGAGUGUGGAUAUACUUAAUGUUCAAAGUGGGAAGUUAUUCUGUUUCUGAUUGCAGUUAAAAUAUUUCUCAAAUUGUUACUUGAUAUAAUAUCAAGUCUUCAGAGAGCUUUACUUUUAUAAAUGUGUAUAUAUAUAUUUUGUUAAAAUUUUAGAGAAGCUAAAGCAAAGUAUAACUAUUUUAUAAUUUAACUGAUUUUAAGGAGUUUAAGAAUUAUAAUUGUCUAUCUAUGUCUUGAU
Messenger RNA from Nezara viridula (southern green stink bug), 2090 nucleotides. NCBI's taxonomy places the organism in Eukaryota, Metazoa, Arthropoda, Insecta, Hemiptera, Pentatomidae. The record is from the annotation of a GenBank genome assembly.